Molecule: messenger RNA, 4698 nt
Organism: Apiotrichum porosum
Lineage: Eukaryota; Fungi; Basidiomycota; Tremellomycetes; Trichosporonales; Trichosporonaceae
Exons: 1
Coding region: 1-4698 (1565 amino acids)
Source: RefSeq, a predicted model, not a curated record
AUGCCUGCGCGUCCCACCGACGUUGUCAACAAGAUUAGGGAUCGCAGCCACUCGCAGUCGCACUUUGACAACGAGUUCUCAACCUUAAUGAACGACCUGCCAACGCCCGCGUCCCAAGCCUUCCCAACUGGCCACAGCGUUGUAGACGGCGAUCAACGAGCUGUACCCGACAGCGAACGCAAGGUCUAUCCUGUGCUCCAAACGGCACGGGCUGCACCCCCACCGCCAGAGGACGAGCACAAGGGACAGCAACGCUCGGGAGAGCCAUCACCGUCAGUUGCGCAAACCGUGCCUGGGAUUCCGUCCGACAAGCCUUCCACCCCAGCGAUUUCCACGGCACCUGGCCCUCCUGUCACAUCCCAAAGCCGCAACGUCAACAAGCCGACCACGCCUUCCGCAGAAGCAUCAACAUCAAAGGAUGCGCGUCUUCCACUUCUUCCCAAGCUCUCCAUGCUUGACAAAGUACUCAACCGUCAAACCAUGACGGCGCAGGAUUCGCCCCCCAGCCAGGCCAACGGCAAGGUGGCAGCCGUCGCGUCCGCCACAACGUCCGAGACACCAGCAAGGCCUACUACCCCCACGCGCCCCGGCACGCCGUCAAAGCAAGAGAGCAGGGCUCCCAGUGAGCAGCAGUCGGACAGUGGGUCCACAAAGCCUCGCCGUCGUCGCUCCCUCUCGCUCUCGGCCCUCUUCACGCGAAAGAAGAAGAACUCGCUGGACGAUGCCCCACCUAUUCCCGACCUCCCCGUCAACCUCAUGCCCCGCAAGACCGGCCAGCCCGGCGUCAACGGCGUGCCUUCGAUGCCAGACCUUCCGGCCGGUCUGUCCAGCAAGUUUAGCAGCCAGCGCAAGACUGGCACCACCGACGCUGUUGUCGCACCCUCCCGCCCAGAAACCCCCACUUCUGCUACCCCAAAGGCGACCAAGCGCAAGACGCUCCUUGGCAAGACGUCUCUCAAAGACCUGUUCAGCUCGUCCAACAGCGCCGACGGCGGCGUGUCGUCCUCCAAGAGCGUCCGUCGCUCCAAGAGCAAGCCCGAGCUCAAGAAGAACCGUCUCGACGAUGCCCCUCCUGUCCCAAGCCUGCCACCAGUUCUCCCGCAGUUGCGCUCAGAGUCACCCGUCAGCAAGCCGACAUUGGUCCCGGACGCGCUUGCCGCUCUUACCGGCAGCCGUUCAGGCACCUCCGCUUCCGAAGCAAAGCCCGACGUGAAACCAACGGAGCCGGUCAGAUCCGCAGAGUCGAAGAGAGUCGCACCUCCAAAGGUCAUCGAAAAGGACCUGCCUGCCGUCACCACCACCCCCAGCAAGCAGGUGCACAAGCCUGCGCAGCCCUUCUCCAUUGAGAAGCCUAUGCGACCUAUGCAGGUGGAUCCACCACUCGAGCAACCCGACAACGAGGCCGCCAAGACACCAACUGUUGUCCCCGAUGCAUUGGCCGCAUUGACGGCGCGCUCCAGGAACCCCUCGUCGCCGGAGAAGUCGCCCGUCGAGCUCGUGCCCGACGUGUUUGCCGCGUUUGGCUCGACGGAGCAGACCUCGCCUGCUGCCAACGGAUACGUUGGCAAUACGAUUCCCGACAAGAUUCGCGCCGUCUCGCCCACGCCCGCGCUGGGUGGCAAGCUCAAGACCAAGAAGAGCAAGGUCACGUUGAAGUUGAAGAAGGACAAGGAGGACAAGGUCGAGGCCACCACUGAGGAGAAGGCUAGCCACCGCCGCACGCGUACGCUCAGCCAGCGCCUGUCCAUUUCGUCGUUUGCUCCAUUCAAGAAAUGGCGUGCCGAGGAGGACGUACCCGCUGUGCCGGCCAUGCCACCCAGCUUUGACAAGGUCGAGGCUUCUCGUUCUGCAUCAGACGCCAGAGCGUCGGUCAUGCCGCCCGUGGAGAUUGUCCAGCCCAUGCUUACCUCGUCCAACAAGGACAAGCAUGAGGCGCUGGUUCAGCCGCGUAGCGCGACCCCAGUGCGCUCGACUUCGAUGCGUCCCGAUGUCCCGUCCGUUAUUGAGGGAUCUGGUGCCACCAAGCCUCUCAACAUCCAGAAGCGCGUGCCCGUCCCGACCGUUAAGACUGAGCCCCCCACACCCGACAAACCUCUGCCUAUGCCUAGGGCCACCAUUGUCAACGACGAGCUCCCUGCCGCCGUGUCCUUCUCCUCAGUGAGCGUCGACGAGUCCCCAGACAGGGACGAGCUCCCAUCCACUGUGGCCUUUAGCCCCAAGACUCCGUCCAAGGAGAAGGCCACCACUCCGGGCCCCACGCCUCCCUCCAAGCCGUCUACCCCACCUGCGCUCGUCAGCAUCAAGCUUCCUGCUCCUCCACCCUUUGCGCCCGUCGACGUGCCACACACUCCGUUCACCCCUCAGACCCCGGCUCCCCAGGCUGCCGCUCAGGCCAAGGCCCAAGCUGCCAUGGCGGAGGCUCCCUCAUCGACUGUCCGCAAGAUGGCCGACCUCCAGCAGCGCCGCACCAUGCCUGUACCUUCGUCUCAUGAACGCCCCGCCCGCAAGACCAACUCUGUCGUGGACACUGCUCCUGGUCUCGCAUACCUGGAGGGUGACGCUAGCUCUGACGAGGGCGACACUACCCAGUCCCACGCGUCGACGAUCAUGCCGAGCUUUAGCCACAUGGCGACUGCCCCCUCUCCCUCUGCUACUCUGCGCAGCAGCAGUGCACCCCAAGCACUGUCACCUGAUGUUGGCGAGCCUCCUUCACCUGCCCCCAGUGCUACCGAUGCUGAGGCUGCCGUCGUCCAGACCGCCCAGACCGCGCGCCGCUCCAUCAUUCGCAGUGUGACGACUCCCAUGAGCUCGGUCGUCAGCCUCCUCCAGACUGCCAACCCCGACGACUCGCCUCGUAGCUCCACCAUUGGCUCCACCAUCAGCCCCGCUGUUGCUGCAGUCUUUGGUGUCGGUGCUGGCGUCGCGGCGGCGGGCUCGUUUGUGGAGACCGACGGCAACUCGGAGGAGACUGUCACGCCCGAGAUGGCUGCUGCUGCUGUUGGCCAUGUAAACAUGGCCCAUGAAGCUAGCGAGGACCUGUGGUCCUCGUCGGGCGAGUCAUCUCCUCGUAGCCGCGUUGCGUCGCCGGUGCCCCAGCCCUUGGGCCUGCCCACGCUCGAGGACAUUUCGAUCGACGACGAGGUCAGCCCCGCGGCCGCGCCUAACCCCUUCCCGGCAACCACCCAGGCUUCGUCCGACGACUACAACCACCACCGACCAACCCUCCUCCGCCAGCUGUCGACCCCUGCUUCGGCUCCGGCGUCGCUCUCGCGUGCUAGCUCGCCCUUUGGCGGUCGCAUGUUCUCGCCUGUUGGCGAGUCGUUUGUCGGCGCCACGCUCCUUACCACGGUCGCUUCCGCAGCUUCAAGCAUGGCCACGGCCGUCACGAGUGCCCUCUCGCCUCAGGCUACGACUUUUGAGCUCCCCGAGCAGUUUGAGGACAAUGUGAGGGACAGGGUGUUCCAGUCGCCCUCGGUGGCUUCGGACGCAUCGUUUGAGUCUGCCGAGGAGGGCUCCGUCGACUCGGCGACGUUUGAGUCUUACGACUUGGCUCCCUCGGGGCGGACACCUCCCAUCGCGCCGUACAUGCCCUCGGCACCUCCCCCCGUUGCGUUCGACGACCUCCCUCCCGCGCUGUCUAUGCCCCGCCGCCGUGGUUCCGUGCCCGCUGUCUUAGCUGCCACUGCUGCCCGCCGCCGCACCAGCUCCGUACCCGUUGGCAACCGUCCUUCGAUGGCCGACUACGACGACGACGAGGAUGAUGAUGACGAGGAGCUCCCUCUCCCAAGGAGGGCUUCCGUCUUCCGCACUGGUUCGCCCGUGUCCGGGUCGUCGUCGCCAGGUCCCUACCAGGGCCGCAACGUGUCUUGCCCCCUCCCCACCACCCGUGGCAUCAGUGUGGCGACGGACUCGCGCCCCGGCUCGCCUCUCGACCUCCACAUGCCUGGUGGCUUGAUCCCCAAGGCCUCGGACAGCCCCACCUUCUCGUCGACGCCGGUCACUGUCCACCGCACGCCUACUGCCACGGACGGCGAGUACACCACUGUUGCCGGUGCCCGUACCCACAUUCGCCGUGACUCUGGCAUCACCUCGGCCGUGGGUGCUAUUGGCUUUGCGCGUCAGGGUCCCAUUGACAGCGACGCCGCCGGUGUCGCCGUCAACCAGUCCCGUGCAGCUGCUGCCGUACAGUACCAGGCUGUCGCCGUCGUGCGCCACAGUCUCCCCUUUGAGGUUGACUACCGCUCGUCGCGUGCGUCGUUUCGUCAGAGCGCCCACGAGCUCUCGCACUGGAACGAGUCCACGGCCACCAUCGCUCGUAUCACCGAGGGACCUGAGACCAGCGAGCCCGAGGAGGAGUCCUUUCAGCUCGACAGCGGCAGCUCCCACUCGUCCUCGGGAAGCGACGACGGUGAAGGCGCUCCCUCCACUCCCCGGACCCCAGACCUGAACCAGCUCGCACACGUGACGCCGCCAGCACACCCGUCGCCUUCCCCGAUCCCGGCGUCGUAUGGCGGUGCCACUGGCGCGGAUGAGGCCCAGGUCAAGGGCUCUGUCAUCCGCCUCGCCCGCGCCCCCUUCCGUGCCAUGCACCAUGACAUGAGCCAGGACGCGGAGGGCGACGACGAUGGGUUCAGCGACACCUUUCCCGAGUCCCUCGGCGGCGACAGCUUUACCACUGCGCACGAGGUCGGCGCGUGA